GCCGCCGCCGCCGCCGCCGCCCGAGUCCGGCCUCCCUCCGUUCGCCGCCAUGGCCCGCAGACGCCGACGCCCGGUGAGUCCUCCGACGGCCCCCUUCCCCAGCGCCGGCCCGCACGACAGCCCCGCGAGGCAGCUUCUGUCUCAGCACGUCCAGGCCGUGUUCACCCUCCUGGCUCGCUGGCCUCCCCUCCCAUCUUCACGGAAGCGGUCGGGGCCGCCCCCUGCCAGCCUGGCUCUCCAGUCCUGUAAAAAGCCGGGUUGCCCGAUGCCUGUCAUUCCUAUCCCACGGCGGGUUCGGUCUUUCCACGGGCCCCACACGACAUGCCUGCAUUCGGCCUGCGGGCCGGUCCGGACCGCCCCCUUGGUGCGCACCAAGUACAACAACUUUGAUAUCUACCUGAAAUCCCGCUGGAUGUACGGGGUGAUCCGUUUCCUGCUGUACUUCAGCUGCAGCCUGUUUACCUCCGUCCUCUGGGUGGCGCUGGCGGUCUUGUUUUGCAUCCAGUAUCUCGGCAUCCGGUUCUUCCUCCGCUUCCAAUACAAACUCUCUAUUACCCUGCUGCUGAUGGGCAGGCGGCGGGUGGACUUUAGCCUGGUCAACGAGUUGCUCAUCUAUGCCAUUCAUGUCACCAUGCUGCUGGUGGGCGGGCUGGGCUGGUGCUUCAUGGUUUUUGUCGAUAUGUAAAUAAAAGUCGGUGUGAGGGGGGAGCCAGAGCCAGGGUGACUCUUGGCCUGGGGAUCAGAUCCGUCUCUGAUCCUUCCUCCACCCUCCUCCUGUAAUCUCUC
This is a messenger RNA of Ahaetulla prasina, 786 nucleotides long. RefSeq names its product transmembrane protein 250 (gene TMEM250). NCBI's taxonomy places the organism in Eukaryota, Metazoa, Chordata, Lepidosauria, Squamata, Colubridae. The record is from RefSeq and is a predicted model, not a curated record. Bases 50 to 685 code for a protein of 211 amino acids. The transcript is spliced from 2 exons.